Messenger RNA from Struthio camelus australis, 8188 nucleotides. The record is from RefSeq and is a predicted model, not a curated record. NCBI's taxonomy places the organism in Eukaryota, Metazoa, Chordata, Aves, Struthioniformes, Struthionidae.
CUAGGCUGCCUAUUGCUAUAAUUAAAUCAUUUUUUCUUUUGUACGUCUCUGAUCUUCAGCUAAAAGCUUGAGCCACGUGCCACUCUUGAUUUUUACCCUGAGGUGUUCUGGGUGCUUUUGGUGUUUAGGGAUAGAUAAAUGCAUUUUUCUCAUUGUUACGUGACGAGAGAAGUGACUUAAUCUCGUGGAUUUUGCUCUUACGCAUCGGCUUACUGUGAUACCCAACCGAGAAUGUAUGCUUGCCAUGGCAACCUCUAGAUUACAUAUUACAGCUACUCACUUGGAAGUAGCAAGACUUUCUUAAAGAAAUAUGAACAGCAGGCUGAUUUCAGCAUCUACAUAAUUAUAAAUAAACUGUGUAUGUUGGAAAACAUGACCUCUUUGAUAAGAACAUUAAUGCUGCUGCAGUUCAUAAGUAGGUUUUUAUGAGAGGGAAAGGGAGUCGGACUUCGGAGAAGGUCAUGUAUUCUUCUUUCUGUGCAAUACCAGUGAAAGAAGGUUUCUUUGUUUUCAAGCAGUCUGUACUUUAAAAGCUGUUUUAAUUUAGUGAUCUUGUAAUCAGAUAUCUUGAUGUGUCAUGAUAGCUUGAUGCCCAUUUGAACUUUAACCUUUGCUAAAGCUUGACGUGGAAAACUGUUUCUCAGUCACGCAAACAGUAUUUUUUUUCUAAUAUCUCACAGAGGAGGAGCUUUUUUGUGUGGUUUUGUUAUACAAAUGAUGCGCAUAUUUAAAAAUGGCUUUAUAUUAAACCAAUUUCUGCAGAUAAUCGUUAAUAAUUGUAAAUGAUAUAUCAACUGUUUAACAAGUAAGGAACAGCAGGUAAAAAGCAACCGUUUCUUUCUGCGGAGCCUGGCUGCAGGCAGCUGCUCGGAAGAUGGCAGGAACAGUGUUUGUGGCAACUGUGGGAGCCCAUCAAAGGAAGGAGUCGCGUGUGCUGAUGAGCAAAUUCUUCACUCCUUGGUCCCAUAAGAAUUUAUCAACACUUUUUAAUCAUUGAUUAAAAUUUUUUUUAAGUAGUAGACGCUUGUGAAAGGCAUUUUAAAAGGAAGAUUGUCCACUAUCUGGAAUUUCAAGACAGCGGUGUGUGCUUGCCGUUAAAGCCACAAAACUUCAGAUUAACAAGGAAUUAAUUGCCCUUGAGGUAUGUGCAUCAGUACAAAGUGAUGGUUGUGUGCACUGGUCUUAAAACGGACGCCAGGGAUGGGAAAUACUGCAGUGCACUGAACUUCAGCCUAAACCCAGAAAAUAGGGAUUAACCCACAUAUGGAAGCAGGCAGCAGACAGACACUCGCCCACCCCGCCGCCUCGCAGAGCUCCCGGCGCGUGCGGGCGGCCGGAGGCUGCGUGUGCCCGCCGGGGGCUGUGGGGCAGCUCUGCGCCCGGCCACACGCCGUCCCUGCGGUUUUUGCCCUGGCCGAUGGGGUUCGCCGAUCGGAUGCGAGGGGGCCGUGAGACGGAUGCUGUUUCCCAGGAGUUGCCAUUUAGCGUCUGAGACUGCCGAUAGGAGUGGAGGGCUGAUGAUGUGCAGUGAAGGUUGGAUAAUGCUUCAGAAAUGUGCGCUGUUUGGAGAUGACAACUAAAAGGAAAAUUAUUGGCCGCCUGGUGCCAUGCCGGUGCUUUCGUGGUGAAGAAGAAAUCGUCUCAGUGUUAGAUUACUCUCACUGUGGCCUACAGCAGGUGCCAAAGGAGGUUUUUAAUUUUGAACGGACACUAGAGGAGCUUUAUCUAGAUGCCAAUCAAAUUGAAGAGCUACCUAAGCAAUUGUUCAACUGUCAAGCUUUACGCAAACUGAGUAUACCUGACAAUGACCUUUCAAGUCUGCCAACCACUAUUGCUAGUUUAGUUAAUCUCAGAGAACUUGAUAUCAGUAAAAAUGGAAUUCAAGAUUUUCCAGAAAAUAUUAAAUGUUGCAAGUGUUUAACAAUUAUUGAAGCCAGUGUCAACCCAGUCUCUAAGCUACCAGAUGGCUUCACACAACUUGUAAACUUGACCCAGCUCUAUCUAAAUGAUGCCUUCCUGGAGUUUCUUCCAGCUAACUUUGGAAGACUUGUCAAAUUGAGAAUUCUGGAGUUAAGAGAAAAUCACUUGAAAACUCUACCAAAGUCAAUGCACAAACUGACUCAACUGGAGAGGCUUGAUUUGGGCAAUAAUGAAUUUUCUGAACUGCCUGAGGUUCUCGAACAAAUACAAAAUCUAAAGGAACUGUGGAUGGAUAAUAAUUCUUUGCAAAUACUGCCUGGGUCUAUAGGGAAGUUAAAGCAGCUGGUGUAUCUGGAUAUGUCAAAAAAUAGGAUAGAAACUGUCGAUUUGGACAUAUCAGGAUGCGAAGGACUUGAAGAUCUCCUAUUGUCAUCUAAUAUGUUGCAGCAACUGCCAGACUCCAUAGGACUGUUGAAAAGGCUUACGACUUUAAAAGUUGAUGACAAUCAGCUUACAAUUCUGCCAAAUGCCAUUGGAAAUUUAUCUUUAUUAGAAGAAUUUGACUGCAGCUGUAAUGAGUUAGAGUCCUUACCUUCUACUAUUGGCUACCUACAUAACCUGAGGACGUUGGCUGUGGAUGAGAAUUUCCUUCCUGAAUUGCCCAGAGAAAUUGGAAGCUGUAAAAACGUAACAGUUAUGUCUCUGCGCUCUAACAAGCUAGAAUUUCUUCCUGAUGAAAUUGGUCAGAUGCAGAAGUUGAGGGUGUUAAAUCUGAGUGAUAACAGAUUGAAGAAUUUACCAUUCACCUUUACCAAACUUAAAGAACUUGCAGCUUUGUGGCUUUCUGACAACCAGUCCAAGGCUCUCAUUCCACUGCAAACUGAAGCUCAUCCAGAAACAAAGCAGAGGGUACUGACGAACUACAUGUUUCCCCAGCAGCCCCGUGGUGAUGAAGAUUUCCAGUCAGACAGUGACAGUUUUAACCCUACUUUAUGGGAAGAGCAGAGACAGCAACGUAUGACUGUUGCCUUUGAAUUUGAAGAAAAAAAGGAAGAAGAGGAAAAUGCAGGGAAAGUUAAGGUUGAAAUAAAUCUAAAACGUUAUCCUACUCCAUACCCGGAGGAUUUAAAGAAUAUGGUAAAAUCAGUUCAAAAUCUGGUGGGCAAAACAAGCCAUGGAUUACGGCCUGAGAACUCAACACCAACCGCGAACAGCGAACAAACUGUGAAAGAAACAUUUGAGCACAAGUGGCCCAUGACACCAAAGGAGAUUUCAGUGGAGGAUGCCUAUGGACAUCCUGCCAAUGAGAUGAGAAUAGGGGAGCUUCGUCCUUCCAUGCCAGAGACGCCGUUGUACCAGCCCAAACUUGUUCUCCUGGGUAAAGAGAAGAAAGAAUCGACAGAUGAAUCUGAAGCAGAUAAGAUGCAUUGUCUGAAUAACAGCGUUUCCUCAGGCACUUACUCAGACUAUUCCCCUUCCCAGGCUUCCUCAGGGUCCUCCAAUGCACGUGUUAAAAUGGGGUCCUUGCAGACAACGGCUAAAGAAGCAGUGAAUAAUUCUUUGUGGGGGAACAGGCUAGUGCAGUCAUUUCCACAGCCCCUUGAAACAAAGCCAUUACUGAGCCAGCGGGAAUCUGCUCCAGCAGGAAACCUGCCGCAGCGCAACGACAGGCGCCCAAUGAGCGACACUUUCACUGACAGUUGGAAUGAUAGUCCGCACUACGAUAAUACAGGGUUUGUUGCAGAGGAGAGCGCAGUGGAGAAUCCUAGUGCUAACCCUCUCUUAAGCGCUAAAUCUAGAAGCACAUCUGCACAUGGACGCAGGCCGUUAAUUAGACAAGACAGAAUAGUUGGCAUUCCUCUGGAGCUUGAACAGCCUACACUCAGAAAUACACAUGAAUCUGAAGUGCCUCCUCCCAAUCCUUGGCAAAAUUGGACCAGAACUCCUAGUCCUUUUGAAGACAGGACAGCUUUUCCUUCCAAACUGGAAAACACCCCCACCACCAGCCCUUUGCCUGAGCGGAAAGAUCAUGUCAAAGAGUCUCCUGAAAUAGCUAGCACUUUCACUCCAGGAAUAGCAUGGGAAUAUCAUGAUUCAAAUGCUAACAGAAGUCUCACGAACGUCUUUUCGCAUAUUCACUGUCGCCCAGAACCUACUAAAAGUGUUAUUUCAAUCAGCAAGAGUACAGAAAGGCUUUCUCCAAUGAUGAGAGAUUUAAAAACUAAUAAAUUUAAGAAGUCACAAAGUAUUGAUGAAAUAGACAUUGGUACAUAUAAAGUUUAUAAUAUACCUUUAGAAAACUAUGCAUCUGGUAAUGAUACUGUAGGAACCCAUGAGAGAGUAGAUAAGCUUAUAGGGCAGGAGCAUGGCAUGUUGAGCAUGUCUCGCAGCCAGUCUGUGCCAAUGCUGGAUGAUGAGCUGCUGACUUACGGAAGCGUUAAGGUGCAGCAGCCGCAGAAGUCUUCUGUGACAAAGAAAGUCUAUCAGUUUGACCAAAGCUUCAAUCCGCAAGGAGCAGUGGAAGUCACAGCAGAGAAGAGGUUACCACCACCUUUCCAACACAAUCCAGAGUAUGUUCCCCAGCAGAGUAAAAACAUGGCCCAGGAUUUGGUCAGCCCGAGGGCCUACCGUGGCUACCCUCCCAUGGAGCACAUGUUUUCCUUCUCUCAGCCUUCGGUUAAUGAGGAGGCGGUCAGUGCCCCAUUUGUGAGCCAGGGGUCAAGGCCAGGUUUUUUGAGAAGAGCAGAUUCAUUGGCAAGCUCCACUGAAAUGUCAAUGUUCAGAAGAGUCAGUGAACCACAUGAACUGCCUCCAAGCGAUAGGUAUGGCAGGCCUCCGUAUCGAGGAGCUGUGGAGCGCCAAAGCAGUAUCUCAGUGUCUGAAUCUCAGUUCCUCAAAAGGAAUGGCAGGUAUGAAGAUGAACAUCCUUCAUAUCAAGAAGUGAAAGCCCAGACUGGAAGCUUUCCAGUUAAAAACCUUACACAAAGGAGGCCAUUGUCUGCAAGAAGCUACAGUACAGAGAGUUAUGGUACAUCCCAAACCAGGCCAGUUUCAGCUAGGCCUACAAUGGCAGCUCUGCUGGAAAAGAUACCAUCAGACUAUAACUUGGGUAACUAUGGUGACAAGCCUUCAGAUAACAGUGAUAUAAAGACAAGGCCUACCCCUGUGAAGGGAAAUGAAAGCUGUGCUAAAAUGCCUGCUGACUGGAGACAACAGCUACUUAGACAUAUAGAAGCUAGAAGGUUAGACAGGACCCCAUCACAGCAGAGCAGCAUCCUAGACAACGGGCAGGAGGAGGUUUCGGCGAGCAGCCAGUGGAACCCCUACCCCCUGGGGCGGCGCGACGUGCCCCCGGACACCAUCACCAAGAAGGCAGGUAGCCAUAUCCAGACUUUAAUGGGAUCACAAAGCCUACAACAUCGGAGCCGCGAGCAGCAGUACGAAGGGAACAUGAACAAAGUGACCAUUCAGCAGUUUCAGCCACCACUGCCUAUACAGAUCCCCUCUUCGCAGACCUCUCGAGCACCUCAGACAGGGCGAUGUUUAAUCCAAACCAAGGGUCAGAGAAGUACGGACGCGUAUCAGGAGCAGUUUUGUGUGAGAAUAGAGAAGAAUCCUGGCCUUGGUUUUAGUAUCAGUGGUGGAAUAAGUGGUCAAGGAAAUCCAUUCAAACCUUCUGAUAAGGGUAUCUUUGUUACUAGGGUUCAGCCUGACGGACCAGCAUCCAGCCUGCUCCAGCCUGGCGAUAAGAUCCUCAAGGCAAACGGACACAGUUUUGUACAUAUGGAACAUGAGAAAGCUGUACUACUACUGAAGAGUUUCCAGAAUACAGUAGACCUAGUUAUUCAGCGUGAGCUUACUGUCUAAAUAUUUUUUUAUAAAUAGUAAAUAUGUCUAGCCAGAUCUAAUGUUCAAACAGAUUUAUACAUAGGAAACAAAUUUUUGCCAAUUGCUGGACCAAUGGCAAACAGUAGUGCCAAAUGUAUAAUACUAUAUGUUAGUACUGAUCAUCUUGAAAAAAAAUAUUAACUAUAUAAAUUAUUGUUCAUGUGGCUAUGUAUUAGUUUUAAUUGUCAGCCUCUGGCUGUGCAUUGGUGCGUUUUUUUAAUCAAGUUACUUCUUAAAGUCAAUUUCAUAUAAUUUCAAAACACAGAAGCACAUACAAAUUCUUUAGGAAUUCUGCUGUCCAUCAGAAACACUGCCUCAAAGUUGUAUAUGCCUUUAUAAAGAUAAAAUAUAUUAAGCUGUAAUUCCCAUGAAAUAUUUCUAUCAUGUCACAUACAAAAAUAUAGAGAAAAAUAUUUUCAUAAACACCUCAAAGAAAGUAUAUAUUAAAUUAAAUUUAAUGAUGUUGAUUUAUUUUCAAUGCAAAGAUAUUAUAUGCCUUAUGAAAAUAACUGUACAUAUGCAGUGUGUAUAGCUGGUUCCAUACUAAUUAGUUAAAAUGUCACUAUACAGGGUGAGAUACUUAAUAAAUUAUACUGUCAACUCUGGGACCUAAAUAUAAACAAGCUCUAUGAAAAUUCGUUAACUUACUUUUGUCUGAUACUUUUAGUUGAUUCCAUGUGAACAUGUUAAAUGCAAACAGUGAGUUCAGCUAGAUGCAGUUCAUAAACGGAAGGAAGAAGUAUGUAGUGGGUGGCAGGAAAACUUACUUUGUUGUUGCUAAUUUUUUUUUUUUGGCUUUUUAAUCUGCAAUUAUAGGCCCUUUACUUACAUUUUCCAUUCUCCCAGCCUUGCAACGUUCAGUGUUUUUAUUCUGGUCCAGGCUGCGUUGGCCCCUGCUCACUACAUUCACUGUGGGUAAGGCUUUGGUGUUUAUAACAGCCAUUUCUCCGAGUGACGGUCUCAUUAAAAUGAAUGGGAAGAGGUUUAAUCUAAGCUACAACGCGGCACGGGGAGGGGAACAAAAGACUGACACAGAGAGAGCGCGUGCCGAGCUGUCCCACUGCAGUAUGCGCUUUUAAAACCUUGAGGUAAAAAAUCCUGGUGCUGUUUUUAGCGGAGAAGAAUACUGAUGGCACAAAAUUUUGCUGAACUGUUGUUGGUUCAGUAAUGCGAGUGGAGAUCGUGUUUAUAACUGACAGCAAGAAGGAAAAAAGCGAGACAACCUCCCACAAGAUUUUUUCACAGGUUCCUGUUUCCGCUGGCUCCAGUGGCAGUGGACGCCAGGGACAGCAAUAAGCUGCUCCCCGCGAGGGACCUCGCUGGGGCCAGCCUCAGUCACGCUUUUUUCAGAGGGAUUAGCGCACACUUUAAAACCCAGGUCAGAUGAAUGUAGCUAUGUCACGUGGACACGGCCAAGAACGUUUUACUCUUCUGCUUAUAGGCGCUGCUAGAAAUUUUUAAAACUUUCUUCUCUUCCCAUCAAAGGCAUCCUGCCUGAGGUAAUUAUGUUUCAAAUUAAACUAACAUGACUCCAUUGUAUAUAAUGCCCUGUAGUCCUCUCAUACAGGUAUAAAUAUCCCGGUGAAAUUUUGCUACAGCCCUGUUUAUGGCAGGUAGAAGGAUAGGAGCUAUAAAAGAUGCUGGCAGCAUGUCUCUGGCAUUUCGAUUUUUUUUCCUUACGUUAGUAAAAGACACGAAUACUUGGAGUGCCUGCACAGGCUGCUUCGGACGCUAGCGGUUUGCAUCAGGUCCAAAGGGGAACUGGGCAAACUCAUGGCCGAGGAAUCUGCCGCGGAUCUUGAACACGUAGUAACGGCUUUGGCCCGAGUCCCUGCGCUGCAAAUGCCUGCGGGUGGGGAGGCGAGAGAGAGGGAGGACCCGACCAGGGGAGCCCAAAUCCUUGCUCUUUUCAUACACUUUUCUGGAGGCAUUCGCAUCUGGCUGCUGUUAGAAACCAGCUCGGCAGCAAGGGGCCCGGCGCGCUCAUCCUCGGCGGCAGGUGGAAGGAAAAAUGUAUAACUUGCCCUCCCUGCCCCAGGCUGCUCUUAACCAAAAUGCACUCGUGCUUCCCCGUGUUGGCGCAGGAUUUUUUUUUUUUUUUCCCCUGUCUAAAUCCUCUCAGUCUGGCCGUGCCUGGACAUUCAAGGCGAGACUUGCUAAGCCUAGGAAGGAAACCUGGACAUUCAAGGCGAGACCUGCUAAGCCUAGGAAGGAAAGGGUGGUAUUAGGACGACAUCUCCGUACGCAGAAAGGGAGGGCUAAAGAGCCCCAUACGUACAAAUUGAUCUUACAAAUCAGUCAUUCGCUAGCUAAAGUAGAAACUAGCCUCCAAUGAUAUUUUUGAAGCAUCAACUUUUUAAUCGUUUGGAUUUCCCCCCCC